AUGGGCACAAGAAUAUCAGCCAAUGAAUCAGAGGACACUAGCCAUAUCAACAACAAUAGCCCAAUUGAUCAAGGAAUGGAAGAAUCUUCUGCAAGACUAGAGAAUAAUCAACAUGAUGAUGCAGUUGAAAUGAAUUUUAAUGGGAUUGAAAAGGAAAAUAAUGGGGAUGAAACUGAAAAUAAUGACACUGUAAUGAGUGUUGAAGAGAAAGUACAAGACCCUCAAGUUGGAAUGAUUUUUGACAGUAUUGAUGAGGUGAUCACAUAUUACAAACAAUAUGGGAGGCAAUCGGGGUUUCCAGUGAUAAAGAGAUCAUCAACAAACGGAGAUGAUGGAAAUUUGAAAUAUGUUACUAUUUCUUGUGCUCGAGAAGGCAAAUCAAAAAGUAAGUCAAGUAAUUUUCUUAAACCUCGUCCAAGUAUAAAGAAUGAUUGCAAGGCUCAACUUAGGGCAGGUUUAUUGAAUGGAAAGUGGAAAGUGAACUCUGUAAGGCUUGAUCAUAAUCAUGGAUUGAGUCCAACAAAAACACGACAUUGGAAGUGUUUUCGAGAAAUUAGCUCAAAUAUUAAAAAAAAACUUGAAGUGAAUGACAAAGCUGGAAUAAGGUUGAAUAAAAGUUAUAAUUCAAUGGUGGUUGAAGUGGGCGGACAUGAGAACAUGAAAUGUUUAGAGAAGGAUUGUAGAAAUUAUAUUGAAAAGGUUAGGGGCUUACGACUUGGGGAAGGAGAUGCUACAGCAAUUCUAAAAUGCAAGGAGUAG
Molecule: messenger RNA, 759 nt
Organism: Prunus armeniaca (apricot)
Lineage: Eukaryota; Viridiplantae; Streptophyta; Magnoliopsida; Rosales; Rosaceae
Source: the annotation of a GenBank genome assembly